AUGUUCUCGCGAUAUAAUUACUAUGCUUGUUAUCUUAUUUUUGUAUUUCUUAUUAUAAAUGAAAUCUUCGUUGAUUCCAUACAAAUCCGUGUAGAAAACAAAGGUGGAUAUAUUGCUCGUAUUCUUAUCCGUUAUCAUAAUUCGAAAAAUGAAGAACAAUUACAUACUUCUGGUGGUUUGUCAGCAUUUCAAUCGUCAACAAUUAAUAUUGAAAAUAAUGCUAACUCAAUAGAAAUCGAGGUACAAUUGUAUGCAUUUAUUAAUUCAUUACGUAGUAUAUUUAAAACAACUAAUCCGUGUCCUCAUACAAGAUGUUUUGUUAUUUGGGGAACGAUCUUUAAAGCAGAUUGGAAUGAAAUUUGUUGUACAUAG
Messenger RNA from Adineta steineri, 372 nucleotides. Lineage: Eukaryota; Metazoa; Rotifera; Eurotatoria; Adinetida; Adinetidae. The record is from the annotation of a GenBank genome assembly.